This is a messenger RNA of Penicillium cinerascens, 966 nucleotides long. RefSeq lists its product as uncharacterized. The transcript has 5 exons. Lineage: Eukaryota; Fungi; Ascomycota; Eurotiomycetes; Eurotiales; Aspergillaceae. The record is from RefSeq and is a predicted model, not a curated record. Bases 1 to 966 code for a protein of 321 amino acids.
AUGACCGAAAUCCGGUCCAAGAACCUCUACGAGCUUCUUGGCAAUGACCCUGAGCUCGACCCUAACAGACCCGCCCCUCCCCCCGCUAAGGCCGUCGACCGCCCCGCUGCCCGCGUCGGCAAGCGCGAUGCUCCCAAGGAGGCUCCCACCGCUGCUCCCCGCGAGGGCAACAACAACCGCCGUGGUGGCCGCGUGACCGCCGGCAACGAGGCCGCUUUCCGCGACCGCAACGCCGGUCGCACCAACAACCGCUCCAAGCCCACCGACGAGGCUGAGCAGCCCGCCCGCGGCGGCCGUGGUGGCCGUGGCCGUGGUGACCGCCAGUCCCGCACUGGUCAGACUGACACUCGCAAGCAGGUCCAGCAGGGCUGGGGUGCCGAGAGCGGCGAGAAGGCCUGGGAUGACGAGCGCCAGGGUGAGAAGCUCGCCAAGGACGAGGAGAACGCUCCCCAGACCCCCGCCGAGGAGGUUGAGGAGCCCGACAACUCCAAGUCCUUCUCCGACUACCUGGCUGAGAAGGCCGCCCGCGAGAGCCUGGCUGCCAAGCCCGUCCGUGCCGCCAACGAGGGCGUCAAGGAGGACAAGAAGUGGGCCAACGCCAAGGAGGUUGAGCACAAGGAGGAGGAGGCUUACUUCCAGGGUUCUGGCGAGAAGACCCAGCGCCAGAAGCAGCGCAAGGAGAAGAACUUCCUCGACGUCGACCUGCGCUUCGUUGAGCAGCCUCGCUCCGGCCCCGCCCCCCGUGGUGGCCGUGGCGGCCGUGGUGGUGACCGCGCUCCCCGUGGUGACCGUGGCGACCGUGGUGACCGUCCUUCCCGCGGUGCUCCUCGCGGCGGUGCUCCCCGUGGCUCUGGUGCCCCCCGUGGUGCCCCUGCUAGUGCUCCUCGCGGCGGUCGUGGUGGUGCCCGUGGCCCCGCCGGUCCUACCGUCGACGAGAAGAACUUCCCCAGCCUGGGCGGCAACUAA